AUGGGGUACAAACAUUCUGAAAAUAAUUAUUCACCCUUCUCCAAGAAAGUUUCAUCCUCUAUUAUCUUUGUAGCCGUGUAUGUUGAUGAUGUUAUCAUCACUGGUACCGAUUCAGUGGAGAUAGCCAACUUAAAGUCAUUCCUUGACGGACAGUUCAAAAUCAAGGACUUGGGGAAACUUCAUUACUUCUUGGGUUUGGAGGUCCUUUACAAGCCAGAUGGUGUUAUCAUCUCCCAAAUGAAGUUUACCUUAGACUUAUUAAAGGAAUAUGACUACUUUGCCUACAUCAGCUUGUCUUCUUCUCUUGAUCCUGCUAUGAAAUUGAAGGCUGAUGAAGGCACUCUUCUCCCAGAUCCUACAUACUACAUAAAAUUAGUGGGCAAACUGAACUUUCUAACCAACACCAGAUUGGAUAUAGCCUACAGUGUGUAG
Molecule: messenger RNA, 432 nt
Organism: Nicotiana tabacum (common tobacco)
Lineage: Eukaryota; Viridiplantae; Streptophyta; Magnoliopsida; Solanales; Solanaceae
Source: RefSeq, a predicted model, not a curated record